Messenger RNA from Pararge aegeria (speckled wood butterfly), 2328 nucleotides. It is a transcript of the gene NetA, whose product is annotated as netrin-B-like. The transcript has 7 exons. Gene Ontology annotation, molecular function: protein binding. Bases 19 to 1833 code for a protein of 604 amino acids. Lineage: Eukaryota; Metazoa; Arthropoda; Insecta; Lepidoptera; Nymphalidae. The record is from RefSeq and is a predicted model, not a curated record.
GAGUGACGAGUGAGUGAAAUGCCCGCCCGCGCCGUGGCCUUCCUCGCCACCGCGGCUCUCGCCCUCGCGGCCUCCCCGCCCGACCCUUGCUACGAAGAGGGCCGCCCCAGGCGCUGCAUCCCGGACUUCGUCAACGCCGCCUUCGGGAACCCCGUCGUCGCGUCCUCCAUCUGCGGGAGACGAGGCCCCGAGCGCCUCUGCGACCCUCCAGGGGAUCAGAACCCGGAGAACGCGUGCCGGGUCUGUGACGCCGCCCGCUCGGACAGAAGGCACCCACCAGCUCAUCUCACCGACCUGAAUAACCCCCACGACGUCACCUGCUGGAGAUCUGCUGCGCUAGCCGCGGCUUCCUACGACUCCCCUCCAGACAACGUCUCGCUAACUCUGUCCUUGAACAAGAAAUACGAGCUAACCUACGUGAGCUUACAAUUCUGUCCCAAAGCCGCUCGUCCCGAUUCCGUGGCGAUAUACAAGAGCGCCGACUACGGUGUCACUUGGCAACCCUUCCAGUUCUAUUCGAGUCAAUGCAGACGGGUGUACGGCCGGCCGAAUAAAGCUACAGUAACCGCCGCGAACGAGCAAGAAGCUAGAUGCUCUGACUCCCAUAGAUUGGCCGGGGAGAAUUCAGGAGGCGCCAGGCUCGCUUUCAGUACGCUGGAAGGGCGCCCAAGCGCUGCCAAUUUUGAUAUAUCCCCGGUAUUGCAAGACUGGGUGACGGCGACAGAUGUCCGGGUGGUCUUCAACCGUCUCCACAUGGUGAAUGAAGGGGACGAGGUGGACAGCAAGAAGCAGGCGGCAGCGGGGACUCAGCAUUACGCUGUGUCGGAUUUCGCGGUGGGCGGUCGGUGCAAAUGCAACGGGCACGCCUCCCGCUGCAUCCCGGCCAAGGGCGAGGAGAGCCAGGUGCAGCUGGCAUGUGACUGCAAGCACAACACGGCGGGCCGGGACUGCGAGAGAUGCAAGCCAUUUCACUUCGACAGACCCUGGGGACGAGCGACGGCGCGCGACGCCAACGAAUGCAAAGAAUGCAACUGCAACGGGCACGCGCGGCGAUGUCGCUUCAACAUGGAGCUGUACAAGUUGUCUGGGCGGGCCAGCGGCGGCGUCUGCCUCAAGUGCCGCCACUACACCGCCGGUCGUCACUGCCACUACUGCCGCGAGGGCUACUACCGAGACCCCACCAAGCCAAUCACCCACAAGAAGGCGUGCAAACCCUGCGACUGCCAUCCAGUGGGUGCGAGCGGCAAGACCUGCAACCAGACAAGUGGGCAAUGUCCCUGCAAAGACGGCGUCACUGGCACCACCUGCAACCGGUGCGCUAAGGGCUACCAGCAGUCCAGGAGUCAUAUUGCACCUUGUAUACGCAUCCCCCGCAUAGUUACAGCUGUACAAGCCAUGGAAGCAGUUGAUGCGGAGCCGGGGCGCGCGGACCAGUGCGGAAGGUGCCGCGCAGGCGCGCGAACUCUAAAUCUCAACAAGUUCUGCAGCCGAGAUUACGUCAUAAUGGGGCGGGUGGUGGGGCGCGAGGCGGCGGGCGCGGGCGGCGCGUGGGUGCGGCUCGCGCUGAGCGUGCAGGCCGUGUACAAGCGCGGGCCGCGGAGCCGUCUGCGCCGCGGCGCCGUGGCUCUACACGUGCGCGCGCAGGACCUCGCCUGCAAGUGCCCCAAGAUCAAGAUUAACAAGUCCUAUUUAAUCCUAGGAGUGGAAAAAGAAGGAGCGUCGUCUGGCAUGCCGGGGCUGACGGUUGGCGACAGAACUUUACUGUUGGAAUGGCGGGACGACUGGCACAGACGCAUCCGUCGCCUGCAACGGCGCGCGAUUAACUGCCACUAACAGACACGCGUACCUGGAGACCGCCAUCUUGAAAAACAAAAAGGCAAAGGUUUUUAACAAACAGCCUAGUGCCAAGGCCUAUUUAAAGGAGUUUGUAAGGUAUUCCGUCUAUGUUCCGUGCAUAUUUUUGAAUGGAUAGAUGCAAGAUAACUGCCAUUAUUGCUGUUUAAUAAUACAAUAGAUUGACCUAGUCGCGUUUAAGGAUAUAGUAAUCCGUUAAUAAUUAUUAAUGAUUAAUAAAGAAAAUGUUAAAUAGGUUCUGUCUCCUUCAAAAUACCUUGAUUGUACCCCCCAUCCCCCCUUCUAAUCGAUUAUCGAAUUGUUAUGAACGUCUUCUUCACGAGUCGAUUAACUAAUUUUACGCCUAUCGUCCCUAAGAUGAGUAAAAAUAAUUGUUGCCAUGGAAUAAAUGGAGACAAAUUAUUGUGACUUAAUUUCUACCUUCCUAGGAUUUCGUUAUUAAUCGUGUACUGUUAACAACAAAGUUCCUAUAUG